This is a messenger RNA of Ornithorhynchus anatinus (platypus), 2034 nucleotides long. RefSeq names its product phosphatidylserine synthase 1 (gene PTDSS1). The record is from RefSeq and is a predicted model, not a curated record. The coding region runs from base 71 to 1492 and encodes 473 amino acids. Gene Ontology annotation, molecular function: L-serine-phosphatidylethanolamine phosphatidyltransferase activity. NCBI's taxonomy places the organism in Eukaryota, Metazoa, Chordata, Mammalia, Monotremata, Ornithorhynchidae. The transcript has 13 exons. Gene Ontology annotation, biological process: phosphatidylserine biosynthetic process.
UGGGCGCGUCCGGGCCGGCUCCCUCCUCGGGCCCGGCCUGGGGCGGGAGAAGGACCGGCCCGGGGUGGCCAUGGCGUCCCGCGGGGGCAGCCGCACCCUCAGCAAGGACGAUGUCAACUACAAGCUGCACUUCCGCAUGAUCAACGAGCAGCAGGUGGAGGACAUCACCCUCGAUUUCUUCUACCGGCCCCACACCAUCACCCUGCUCAGCUUCACCAUCGUCAGCCUCAUGUACUUCGCCUUCACCCGGGAUGAUUCUGUCCAAGAAGAUAAUAUUUGGAAGGGCGUCCUGUCUGUAAUUUUCUUCUUUUUAAUCAUCAGCGUUUUAGCUUUUCCCAAUGGUCCGUUUACCCGGCCUCAUCCAGCUUUAUGGCGAAUGGUUUUUGGCCUCAGCGUGCUCUAUUUCCUGUUUCUGGUGUUCCUGCUCUUCCUAAACUUUGAGCAGGUGAAAGCAGUGAUGUAUUGGCUGGAUCCAAAUCUUCGCUAUGCCACAAGGGAAGCCGACAUCAUGGAUUAUGCUGUGAACUGCCAUGUCAUCACCUGGGAGAGGAUCCUCAGCCAUUUUGACAUAUUUGCAUUUGGGCAUUUCUGGGGGUGGGCCAUGAAGGCCUUAUUGAUCCGAAGUUACGGACUGUGUUGGACAAUCAGUAUCACCUGGGAGCUAACCGAGCUUUUCUUCAUGCAUCUGCUACCAAAUUUUGCCGAAUGCUGGUGGGAUCAGGUCAUUCUGGACAUCCUCUUGUGUAAUGGAGGUGGUAUCUGGCUAGGCAUGGUAGUCUGCCGAUUUUUAGAAAUGAGGACUUAUCACUGGGCAAGCUUCAAGGACAUUCACACCACUACAGGGAAAAUCAAAAGAGCCGUGCUACAGUUCACUCCUGCUAGCUGGACCUACGUUCGCUGGUUUGACCCCAAGUCAUCAUUUCAGAGAGUGGCUGGCAUAUACCUUUUCAUGAUCAUCUGGCAGCUGACUGAGUUGAACACUUUCUUCUUGAAGCACAUCUUUGUAUUCCAAGCAAGUCACCCUUUAAGUUGGUGUAGGAUUCUCUUUAUUGGUGGGAUCACCGCACCCACUGUGAGGCAAUAUUAUGCUUACCUCACCGAUACACAAUGCAAACGAGUAGGAACACAGUGUUGGGUAUUUGGGGUCAUCGGUUUCCUGGAAGCUAUUGUUUGCAUUAAGUUUGGGCAAGAUCUAUUUUCCAAAACGCAAAUACUCUAUGUUGUGCUCUGGCUUCUUUGUGUGGCUUUUACCACUUUCCUGUGUUUGUAUGGCAUGGUUUGGUAUGCGGAACACUGUGGUCACCGAGAAAAGACCUAUUCCGAAUGUGAAGACAGCACUUACAGUCCAGAUGUCUCCUGGCUUCAUUCGAAAUUUACAAAAGGUAAUGAAGACAGCCCACCCAAGCAUUCAGGAAACAGUGAAAGCCAUUCUUCCAGAAGACGGAAUCGCCAUUCCAAAGCAAAAGUAACCAAUGGAGUGGGCAAGAAGUAAAGGACCCCGGUUGAUUCAAGUUGUUCCUGAGAGUGCCUAGGACCGGGGGAAUCCAAACCAGUUCCCAGCUAGAAGGUUAAUAUGCGGAAAGAAAACAGGAGGAGGGGAAGGAAAACUUUUUUCUUUUCAUUAAUGGAGGGCUAGUCUCCGUGUCCAGAUGGGACUGUCGCCCGUCUCUUCCAGAUCAUUGCCUGUUGUCACUUGCCACCCACUGGGUUUAAUCUAAAUUUUUCCUUCCCUUGGCACUUGGCCACCACUAGUAGUGCCGGGUUUUCAGAGGGAAAAGUAUGCUGUGUUGUGCACUUCUGCCAAGAGCAUCCAUGUGUUCAGAUAUUGUGGUUGCGUUUUAGGUGUCUUCAGUAAGGCCCUAAGGUGUCUUUGGUCUGGACACCUGAAAUCUUCUGUAUUCACUGUUGCAAUAUGGGAAGUUUUUUUGUUUUGUUUUUCUUUUGUUUUUUCCUUGAAAGGAGGAAAAUUAUCCUUUUUUAGUCUUGGCUGUGUGUGUCUAGUUUGUUUUCUCUUCCUUCCUUCCUUCCUUCCUU